AUGGCCGACGCCCUUGCACCGUAUGCUUGCGAUAAAUGCCGCUCCCGCAAGGUUGCGUGCUCACGCGAUCGCCCCGGAUGCCAACGCUGCAAAGCCCAAGGGAUUGCCUGCUCCUAUUCCCGCUCUGGAGUGAUCCGUCGCAGCAGAAAGCAGAAGGAGAAGAAUAGACUACCGACUCAUAAUUGUGAGACUCCAACAGGCACGGAACGCACCGGCUUACGACAACCCCCUCUACCUGCAUCCGACAAUGUUGGUGGCACAACAUAUGAGCGGCUCCAGCGGCUUGUCGGCAAGGACCAUCGUUCUCUAAGGGCACUUGCGUCGCUAUUGGAAGAAUACGCAGCGGCUUGGCAAGGCUCUUCUGCAUUCGACAAACUGGCCGAAGGUGCUGAGGCUGAUUUCUUUCUAUUUGAGGAGGAUCAAGUUCGUGCCUGGGUGGACGUAUUUGUCACCACCCUCCAGAAAGAAAGGUUGGUGCUCACUUCCGCACCUUCGGAAGUACUCGACCACUUGGUCGCAUCACGUCCACAUCAAGUACACGAUCGAGCUUGGCUGGUCAUGUUUUAUAGUGUCACGCUGAGCGUCGUGUCCUCCACUAACCCGUCGGACGAAUCAACAAAGGCCAAUCUAAGAAGCAAUCUCUGGCUCGCAUUCAAUGAUGUGAGGCUGCUGCUCGAACCGAACGUUUCGAGUAUUCAGGCGUUGGUCAUCUUGGCCUGCCACGUAGAGGAGUAUAUGACGCCUUCUCUUUGCUGGGUACUGGUUACCAAAGCUUGUGUAAUGUUGCAAGCAUUAGGGGUCACUCACUGGCGUCUUGACUCUCCGACCCGUGAGCGGCGCACCAUGCUUUUCUGGCGUUUGAAUACCCUGGACAAGUCGCUUGCGCUCAUUUUGUGUAGACCGCCAACUUUCCACCGCGAAAUGGCAACUGGGAUUGCCUUACCGACGCUGGAACAACUCCUGCAUUCCCAGCCAUACCAUCCCUCCAGUGGCGCGCCCGCAUUGUUCGAAGCGCAUUACAUGUAUCAGAUGCACCUAUUAUCGCGCGUCAUGGCUGACGUCUGGCACUGCCUUUAUGGACAAGACUCUGACGACGUCCACACAAUUAAAGAGAACUUAGAGUCAUGGCAUCUCCAGGCAACGGAGGUUCUUGAGGCUGCUGCGCUUGCAGAGAAACCUCUCCUCACCGCGAGCGGCACAGCCUCGGUUGAUCUCGGACUACAGACUCUGCACUUCCAUUACUAUUCCCUUUUGGUCUUGCUCACUGUAUCCUACAGGCAGUUGCGGACGCAGUCUACUUAUCCGUCGCAGCAAAUGCUCGGUUUAUUACCAGGCCUUGGUGCCAUGCUGCCAGGUCUCAAGGAACCAUAUACCUGCCUCCUAUGGCAGCGUCUGCACUGUCCAUUAGCCGCGUUUGGCAUUCUCUGGGGCGAAAUUGUGAUUAAGGGCAGGGCCCAUUUUGAGCAGAGCGAGCAAUCCCUGGAAGCUAUAGAGCAUCUUCCGGCCUUUUUAGGCAAGCAAGUGUUUAUUAGAGAACCACAGUGGCUGUGCCUGACAUAUAUGUCUUUGAAAGACGAAGCAGAUCAAGAAGCACCGAACCCAAGCAUUCCGACUCAGCGAAUGCCUGAAUCGCAACAAUCCGUCAGUGAGAACUUGGACCAGAACUCAAAUACGUCAAUAGCGCUUGCACUAUCGAAUAAUUCAACGGGCGACAAUUUUGACUCCAGGCUGGAUGAUCUGUUUACGUGGACAGGCAACUCCUUCAUUGACUUCAUUGACGACACAUUCGACUGGAUCUCAUGGGCUAAUCAGGUCUAA
Molecule: messenger RNA, 1818 nt
Organism: Aspergillus tanneri
Lineage: Eukaryota; Fungi; Ascomycota; Eurotiomycetes; Eurotiales; Aspergillaceae
Product: Zn(II)2Cys6 transcription factor
Exons: 6
Coding region: 1-1818 (605 amino acids)
Biological process (GO): DNA-templated transcription; regulation of DNA-templated transcription
Molecular function (GO): DNA binding; DNA-binding transcription factor activity, RNA polymerase II-specific; zinc ion binding
Source: RefSeq, a predicted model, not a curated record